AUGUUUUCAAAAUAUGAUUUUCUGAAGGAUGUCAAUCCUGCCAAAGAGGAUUGGAGGAUUAAGGUGAAGGUGGUUCGUGCUUGGAAAGUUCCUAACUUUCAGCGUAGAGAUUUUGACAACAAUGUUGAAAUUGUUUUAUUGGAUGAACAUGGUGGUAGGAUCCACGCCACUGUCAAAGGUUAUUUGCCGAUGCGGAAGAAAAUCCACGAAGGAGAGUGCUAUUUUAUAAAAAAAUUUGGAGUUGGAUUUAAUAGCGAUGUGUUCAGGCCAACCAAGCAUCAGUAUCGUUUGUCUUUCAAUUUGAGGACUGAUCUUAAAUCAAUUGUUGAUUCUAAUAUUUCUGCGAGUGAAUUUGAUUUUGUUCAUUAUGAUAUCAUUGAGAAAGAAACAUCUGACUCUCCUUAUUUAGUGGACGUCAUUGGUUUAAUCUCAGGAAUUGAGGAAGUUUGUGAACAUGUGGUGUCUGGUAGGAAAACGAAAAUGGUUGUGUUGGAGCUUGACAACCUGAGUCUUUCGGCUGAUGGUGUGGAAAGUAGUCUGAGGAUGACUCAGUUUUCUACUCAGUCCUCAUAUUCUUACGAAAAUGAUUUUCUGAAGGAGACUGAAAAGAAGUCUAUCAGUGAUGUGCUUUGUGGUAAGGUUACGACUUGCAUCACGUAUGAGACUAUAAAAUCUAUUGACAACAAAUCAACUGGUGGUACAAGUCUUGCAAAAAAUGUCCAUUUUCUGUUUGUGAGGAUUUUGAGAAGUGGUACUGUAAGAGUUGUGGAUAACACGGAUUCCACAUCAUUUCUUCUGUUUGAUCGCGACUGUGUGUCAUUGUUGGGGAUGAGUGCUGGUGAAUUGCGCGAGCUGCAUUUCAAGAGGGGUGCGGAUUUGGAUCAAUUUCCAGAAGAGUUAAAUGUUCUGAACGAGAAGCCGAUGUUGUUCAACCUAAAUAUCAAGCAAACGGAUUUUUCAAGAGCAAUAGUGAAGUCACGUUUUUUUGUUGGAGUUACAUCUUGA
Molecule: messenger RNA, 1005 nt
Organism: Gastrolobium bilobum
Lineage: Eukaryota; Viridiplantae; Streptophyta; Magnoliopsida; Fabales; Fabaceae
Exons: 7
Coding region: 1-1005 (334 amino acids)
Source: RefSeq, a predicted model, not a curated record